AUGCCACCUUCAAAGAACAAGAGUGGCAGCAAGAAGUCGAAGGACGCUGGCGAUGACGACAGUGGAAGUAGCAGCAAACAGAAAGGUGCACAAUCUAUCAACGUUCGGCAUAUCCUGUGCGAGAAACAUGCGAAGAAGGAAGAGGCUCUUGCCAAAAUCAGGGACGGCACUAAAUUCGACGAUGUAGCACGUGAGUUUUCUGAGGACAAGGCACGACAAGGUGGGUCUUUGGGCUGGAAGACUCGAGGAGCUCUACAUGGGGAUUUUGAGAAGGUGGCAUAUGAUCUUGAGCCAAGCACCGUCAACAACCCCAAGAUAGGAGAAGUCAAAACAAAUUUUGGGUAUGUAAAACGAACGACUCCUUCGCUAUGCUCUGUGCUAGAACACCGCACGCUGACGCUGUAA
Lithohypha guttulata is the source of this 405-nucleotide messenger RNA. RefSeq names its product Peptidyl-prolyl cis-trans isomerase pin4. Gene Ontology annotation, molecular function: DNA binding; peptidyl-prolyl cis-trans isomerase activity. The record is from RefSeq and is a predicted model, not a curated record. Gene Ontology annotation, biological process: rRNA processing. Lineage: Eukaryota; Fungi; Ascomycota; Eurotiomycetes; Chaetothyriales; Trichomeriaceae. Gene Ontology annotation, cellular component: nucleus. Bases 1 to 405 code for a protein of 134 amino acids. The transcript has 3 exons.